CUCUCAUUUCUUAUACCAGCUCUUGCUCUUGUCCACCCCCCACCUGACAAAUAUACACUGUGGAGUUUUCUCUCCUAACUCUGGCUCAUGUAACAUCACCGUCUCCAUCCACAGGCAGACUGCUACAGUUACAGAUAUCCAAUGGAUGCAGGACAGGUGUUGCAGAUGAUAGUGACGGUGUUGAUCUUCGUGGUGGGUGUAACUCUGAACAGUUUGGUGGUUUGGGUGUUGGGAUUCCGCAAGAGAAGAAGAAGUGGCUCCAUAGGAGGUGAAACACAGGGUGCUGGAAGCUUCCGGAUAUACGUGGUGAACUUAGCUCUGGCUGACCUAAUGUUAAUUAUGCGUACACCAGUCAUGCUGGGCUAUCUACUGAACAACAUGAGCUGGCCAUUUGGAAAGCCUGUGUGCCAACUGAUUAUGUUCCUGCGCUGCCUAGGAUUAUAUGUAGGGGCCUUUUUGCUGAGUGCCAUCGCAUUGGAACGGUGUUUGUGCAUAUUACGGCCUGUCUGGGCUCGAAUGAGGCGGCCCCGCUGGGUGGUACCACUUGUCUGCAUCCUGCAGUGGGCAUUAGCUUGUGCGCUCUCAGUGCCCUACAUUACAGCUGCCGGACUAAUACAAGAUAUACGCAACAAGACCCACUGUAAAGAGAAUGUUAAGGACACUGGAAAAACACUGCUGUUUGUGUUGGAGUCAGUGGCAGGUUUCCUGCUUCCACUGGUAAUUUUCUUAUCCUGCAACCUGGCUGUAAUUGUUAUCGCAAGAAGGUCCGAGACGUCAGUGUCCAGCACCCCCGUCUCUUCACCUACUUCCCCUACUGGAUCUAUUUACACAGCACAGAGGCUGAGCCGCCUCUACCGGAUCCUCUUCUUGACCAUGCUAAUGUUUCUCACUUGUUGGGUGCCAUACUUUACCUGCCGCUUCCUCAAAGCACUGGCUAGUAGCCGGGACGAUUGGCAAAAUCUUUCUAAAAAAGCAGAAUUUGGCAUAUACGUGUCCCUGUUCUUUGUGUACAUCAAGAGCGCACUCAACCCAAUUCUGUACGUGUUUGCUGCUCGCGGACUGAGCCGCACUCUCCGUGACUCGCUGCUAUCGACCAUCGUGCGAGUCUUUAACGAGGAUGUUUCCGAAUCCCUGCGCAGGAAGUCCUUGCGGAGAAAAGACUCCCAGAUUUAAAUGCAAAUUAUUGUUCAACAAUGGAUAUUUCAAAAGUUUGCGCACUCUUGAGAAAGCUGUGCUGUGGUCAAAACUCCGAGAAGUGAAACCAUUUCCUGAAAGAAGUCUAUCUGACCAGCUAAGGAUGUAAGAGACAGCAAAUGGAUUUCAAAUAUUAAUUUCUUGUGUUUUUUAUAAUGUGAACUCUUAAGAUUUCCCCCAAUGCUCUUCAAGCUGCAGGGUCAAUGUUCAGACUUAAUUAUUAAGAUAUCUUCAUUGCAAUUAUACUUAAAAGAAAAGGUCACUCACUCACAAAGGUAUAGUUGUGAGUUCAGCUUAGUGACAUUUACUGUCACAUUAAUAAGAAAUAAAGUGUACAAACAGUGGAGAUAUCGGGAAAGAUAGCUGUGACAGAUAAAGCUGAGAGAGACUGGAAAGACUGAAGGAAUAAAGCCCUGCAGCAUCGGCCUCUGAGUAGAGAUGUAUGUAACAAGGGCUAAAAUCCUGCAAAAUUUCUCCUUUUGUGUUAAGGUUAUUAAGUUUAUGCAUCAACAUACGCUUAAGUGUAUUGCGUUGCACUAUGAAAACGUUCAAAAUUUAUUGUUAUGUUACAAAUCUCAUUAAAAUUCUGAAACAACUUGCAAAA
Tachysurus vachellii is the source of this 1798-nucleotide messenger RNA. Its product is annotated as C3a anaphylatoxin chemotactic receptor. Gene Ontology annotation, biological process: phospholipase C-activating G protein-coupled receptor signaling pathway; positive regulation of cytosolic calcium ion concentration; complement receptor mediated signaling pathway. Gene Ontology annotation, molecular function: complement component C5a receptor activity; G protein-coupled receptor activity. Bases 142 to 1173 code for a protein of 343 amino acids. The transcript has 2 exons. Gene Ontology annotation, cellular component: plasma membrane. The record is from RefSeq and is a predicted model, not a curated record. NCBI's taxonomy places the organism in Eukaryota, Metazoa, Chordata, Actinopteri, Siluriformes, Bagridae.